Molecule: messenger RNA, 2603 nt
Organism: Cajanus cajan (pigeon pea)
Lineage: Eukaryota; Viridiplantae; Streptophyta; Magnoliopsida; Fabales; Fabaceae
Source: RefSeq, a predicted model, not a curated record
ACGUGUUAUUAACUCUCCGAAAAUGAAGUGUUAAGAAUAAGAGCAAGUGGUUGUUCUCAUGUUUGAUCAUGGCCUCCGUAUGGAUGCUUGCACUUCUGAAAACUCUGUCUCCACUCACUAUGAUGGGAGGGAUUAACUGAUUCUUGGGUCGAUGCAAAUUUCGCCUUUUUUCGCAUUAAAAACCACUGUUGAGUGUUGAUCUAUCAAAAGUUUCGCGCAAGUGGGAUUUGCUUUAAUAAAAUUUUCUUCUUGGAUUGGGUAUUAACGCCUCUGUUUUAGCUAUGAAUCGAAAAUGAUGAAUAGUCCUUGUGUUCAGUUCUGGUCACGUGGUUUCAUUAAAGUUUAUCACCCCUCUUUCUUGGGGCGUGCGUGUACAAAUUUUGUUAACGAGUGGCUCAGAAUUCUCUCACUCGUAUUUCUGAGUCUUAUUGGUGCACAGUGGUAGUAGCUCAGAUUCACCGUCUCAAAUGGAUGUGUCAAGUGUCAUAGAGUUAUGCAUAUAACCUUUUGUGGCCAAUUACGUUAUACAAUAUGCUAUUUUUGUUCUGCUCAUGACAUGUGAUAUUGAAUUUAACCUGAAUAGAUGGCUAGCUAGUCUUGUUUUGGAGAAUAUUUAGUGCAGAAUCUUUUAAUUGUAAAUCGUUUUUUAGCAUAUGACUUUGCCAUAGAAGGCUCGUUCUCAUUUGCUUAUAGAGAUGGUGAAAAAGGGAAACGACAUUAUGCAGUAUAGAGAGAGGUUGGAGAAGACCCUUGCCUUAUCUGAUCUGACAAACAACCAGAAACUCAAAACGCUUGUCAAAAGUCAAUUCCAACGUUCUUCUAAAUUAGAAACUGAAGAAUGUAAUGAGAAAGUUGUGGAAACCAGGACAACAGAACUAUGUAACUUUCUUGAUAUGUUGAGAAGUGCUUCCGGAGACAAUAGUGGAGGAUCUAGUACAUCACACCCUGAAUGGAAAUUAAAACAGGAUAAUGAAGAAUUUCGUGUUAUGUAUCGUGAAGGACCAAAAGGAACUCCCUUUCAUACAUUGCUAGUUGAAGGCUAUGUAGAUGGGCCUCUAGAUGUUUCUUUAUGCCUUUCAUGGGAGUCGGUCCUCUACAAGAAAUGGUGGCCUCAGUUUACUAUUCCCAGUUUCAAAGUUCUAGUAGCAGAACGUUUGCAGAGGGUCCAGAUUGGGGAACAAAUAUCACGAGUGAGGAUGAAGGUUCCAUGGCCGCUGUCUGCAAGGGAGGCUAUAGUGCAUUAUUAUCUGUUUGAGUAUUUUCAAGAUGACUUGGUGGUGGUUCUUUUGAAAACGGUCCCUGAGUCGAAGAUCAUUGAUGGUUUCAACAAGGAUGUAAUUCCUGAAGCAAAGGAUGUGGUGAGAAUUGAUGUGGUGGGAGGCUAUGUUAUGCAAAAGGUGACAUCCGAUAGAAGCUAUUUUCGGAUAAUAGCAAAUUUGGAUUUAAAGCUGGAUUUUGUACCUCCAACCCUCAUAAAUUUCAUUUCAAGGCAGGUCAUCGGCAGUGGUUUCAAACUUUAUCAGAAGGCUGUGGCUUCUAUUAUGACGGGCAAUAAUAAAGAUAAAGACAUCAGCAAGGCCUUGGAGGACUCAUUGUAUGUUAGAAUACGCAAAACUCUAUGCAGCAUUAAUGGAUCAAAGGCUAUGGAUGGGGAAGAAGAAGAACUUAAGCAAGAAACAAGCAUUGUUCCUACUGAAGAACUUAUUCAAAGUGAACAAGAUGGGGCAAAAGAUGUGUUCUGUGAGGAUAACAGCAACCAAUGUGCAAAUAAUUAUAAUGGGAAGACUUCAGAUGCAGGUAAUGAAGAAGUUGUAGAUGCACAUUGUGAAGAGAUUGUACAAAUUGGAGAUGUCAACAAGGUACUUGGUGUUCCAAUUGAGGAAGGUGAUUCUUGGAGUGUGCUUAAGGGCAAGGGUAAUGGUGAGAUUGUAGAUGCAGAAAAUGAAGACAUUGUUCAGGCCGAAAAGGGUAUCAACAUUAUUCCAAUAGAUGAAGAUGAUACAAGGAGUGUAAUUAAGGGCAAGAUGAAUGUAUAUGUACGCUCAGAUGUGAGAAAUGCUCUUGAAACUAUAGAGAGGGUUAUUUCAACUGUUCGGGAAUAUGGAUAUCAUUCACUCAGUUCCACUUCACACUCUGCUAAUGGAGACUCACACUGCAUGGAAAAAGGUGGCACAGUUGAUUCAAGUUCUGCAAAACUUAUUCAAGUGUGUUUGAAAAAUGAGGCACGCAGGAACAAAUGGUAACGUAAAGGAAGUAAACUAUAAUAAAGUAGUACCAGCUUCACUAGAGCAGAGUCUUUCAAGACCAAUUGAAGCAAGCCUGGCUGAUUCUUAUUCUUUGAAAAAUGGGACAAUACUGGACCAGACAAUAUGUGAUGACGAACAAUUAAACAGUGAUGCAGUUCAAGAUAUGUCUUCAGAUGACCUGAAAAAGUCAACCAGGGAAAUAAAGUAUCGAUUCUGUUGUUUUAUGCAAUAGCUAAAAGGUUGAGUUGUAUAGAGAUCAUAUGUGUUGGACUAAUUUUGUCCCUUAUUAUUCUACCAGAAAUACAAUGUAUGUAAUGUCAAAUUUUAUUAUUAUCAUUAUUAUUGCUGUUCCAUCUA